Scomber scombrus (Atlantic mackerel) is the source of this 3911-nucleotide messenger RNA. RefSeq names its product DCN1, defective in cullin neddylation 1, domain containing 4 (S. cerevisiae) (gene dcun1d4). The transcript has 11 exons. Gene Ontology annotation, biological process: protein neddylation; positive regulation of ubiquitin-protein transferase activity. The coding region runs from base 932 to 1804 and encodes 290 amino acids. The record is from RefSeq and is a predicted model, not a curated record. Gene Ontology annotation, cellular component: ubiquitin ligase complex. Gene Ontology annotation, molecular function: cullin family protein binding; ubiquitin conjugating enzyme binding; ubiquitin-like protein binding. NCBI's taxonomy places the organism in Eukaryota, Metazoa, Chordata, Actinopteri, Scombriformes, Scombridae.
GGCUUCUUGUCGGUCAAAUUACAACCUUUCGCGGAUGAUGCCGGAGAGAAGCAGGCGGACGCUUUGUGAUAGCAAGUCUCCUCACACUCCGUGGCUCAGUAGGAUUUGAUGAGGACGCAUGAAUUCCGUGCUAUUUGCUGGUCUCUUUGUAUUUGCCAGUGCUGUCUUUGGCGACAACAAAGGAAGGAUAGCUAGUGAAAUAACUGCUGCACUGGACAUACAAGAGGCUACUUUUGACACGGCGGUGCUCCUGAAGUUAUUUUUUGUGUAGCAUUAGCAGUGCUUGGUUGAAUGCAGCCAACGUUCGUUUAAUUCAUGAAGGUUUUCGAUGGUAAUCUGGCUGCGUUGUGGUCUUUAUAGUAAUCGUUACUGAGGAUGCUACAUGCGUUUCUGCUCAAACUUGGCAUCAACGUAACGCUUUUGUAAAUCGGUCAAUUUUCUGGUCAACUGCGGACUAUUACAGAGAAUGAAAAUUGUGACGCAGUUUGUGUAAAACAUCUUUCUUUGGCUACUGCAGCAGUGCCGUCGGACUCUGCGACACCUAAACCCGCUGCUGCAAAACGUCUGCGCAGUGCUUGUGUGCAAGUAGGCAUAUAAUGUUAGAUAUUUUUUUAAUAUAAGGCAAUGUUAAAUGCAUUCAGUCAGUUGGGGUUAUGUUGGGGGGUAGAGGGGUCUAGGAGAAAUAGUUGUUUUGUCGAGGCAUGGGAAUUGUAGUUCAGUAUCCUAACCACAGCUGACGUUUCCAUGGCCUCCGUGAAGGAAAUGGACUACAACGCCCAUACACCCAACUCUCUAGAUACUUUGUAAACUCUGUGCAAGUUGCGCGUCUGCACUGCUAUUUUAGGUAUGCAGCUAGUGCUAUCUGCUCGGCUGUGUGUUGGUUUGUCCGGGUUUUGGCCUCUGAAAAAUAAAUUGAUAGCAGCGACAUUUGAUGACAGCUUUUCAACGCAAGUGUAUAGAUGACAUCUGGCGAAAAGAUUUUCAGCUGAAUUCCCACUUGACUACACUGGCCAGCAUCCAUAAGAUCCACCACACCUUGCACAGGCUGAACCUGACAGAAGACGUUGGACAGGAUAGCCACCCCUCAGCUUGUUGCUCGAGAGCCAUGCCUCCUAGGAAAAAGAGGAGACCCUCUGCUGGAGAUGACAUGUCAGCCAAAAAAAGUCGCCAGGACAGUGUCUUCAGGAAACAUGAAACACCACAAAUCCGCGAGGAGGAGACGUUUUCCAGCAAACGAUGCUUGGAGUGGUUCUAUGAAUAUGCAGCAGGCUGUGAUGAUGUGGUGGGUCCAGAGGGCAUGGAGAAGUUCUGUGAGGACAUCGGAGUGGAACCAGAGAACGUGGUGAUGCUGGUGCUUGCUUGGAAGCUGGACGCCCAGAGUAUGGGAUAUUUCACUCUCCAGGAGUGGCUGAGAGGCAUGGGCUCACUGCAGUGCGACUCCACAGAGAGGCUGAGGAACUCGCUCGACUACCUGAGAUCUGUCCUAAACGACAGCACCAGUUUUAAGCUUAUUUAUAGAUAUGCCUUUGAUUUUGCUCGGGAAAAGGAUCAGAGGAGUUUGGACUUGAACACAGCCAAGUGCAUGCUGGGACUUCUUUUGGGAAAGACGUGGCCUCUGUUUCCCGUGUUCAAUCAGUUUCUAGAGCAAUCCAAGUACAAAGUCAUCAACAAAGACCAGUGGUGCAAUGUUUUAGAGUUCAGCAGGACAAUCAACCUGGACCUCAGUAACUAUGAUGAGGAUGGUGCCUGGCCAGUUUUGUUGGACGAGUUUGUGGAAUGGUACAAGGAAAGACAGAUGUCAUAGCUGCAGAAGCAAAAUGGAAAAUGGCAAAAAAUACAACUGUGACAACAACGGCUAUGAGAAUCAACAACCAAUAAGUAAACAAUACAAAAAUGGUGAGGCAGUGACAGGGGGUGCUUCCCGGUAAAGGAGGGGUUCGGGCUGUGGGUGGGCUAGGGUGGGGGCGCUGGGUUUGCUGCCUGGGUGCACGCUGCCCAGAUCGCAGAGGCGGAGGGCUGUCAUUGUGGAGUUAUGUUCCCUACCGAAGUUGCAUAGUGGGCUAGCUUGCAGCAAUCCCCAGUGGCAUUGCUCUCUCUCACUGUGACAUGUCAUAUUGCUGUCUGUGUUAGGAUAACAUGGUAUCAUACAGGGAUGAUGAAAGCAAAAUGGUGUAAUGUGGGAGAACCACUCCUCACCCCUUGUCUUCAGCACAGAGAAACCAACGGAAGUGACCAUUCAUGCGUUGUGUCUGAGUCUUAAACAGGGUCACUUUGACCUGGGCACAUUUAAAUACUAUAUAUCUGUGCAAUGAACUUGAACUUGAACAGAUGGCACUAACUAUAGUUUGUCAUAUUUUGAGUUAAAUAGGAGUUCUUCAAGAAGCACACUGUGUCAAAUGGUUGAUUGCAGGUUUCCGGUGCCUGUGCUGUUUGUUUUUUUGUUUGUUGAUUUGUGCCAGUGAUUUUUUUUUCCUUUUUUUCCCUCCAGUUUUUGUUCCCUCCUGCUGUUUUGCUCCAGCUAAUGCUAACAGUUUGCUAAACCCCGGCAAAGGCUUUAGACCUCAUAACACCAAACAAAUCAGCAUUGCUGCUUACUAACUCUUAUUACAGUACAGCGGUGAGCCACUAGUGCUCUGAUCAGCAUUUAUUGGUCUGAUGACCAAUUUAUGUAUCUACGUUGUGUAGGUAAGAGUAUUACUGUGCCUCAAAACAUGGAAGUCACUUUGUGUGUGCCACACACAUACCAACAAACCCAAAUGUAUAUACACGUGUAUGUGUGUGUGUGUGUAUGUGUGUGAACACGCGCACACAUACAUACAUUCAUACAUGCUCAUGCACACACAAACACUGAGUGGUCAGGGAAUAUUUCAGGAUGAAUUCAGACUGUUUGGGCUGUGUUAGAAGAUGACAUAGAGCUAGUUGGUGUCCAUUUUGUAUUGAUAUGUGGCAUCUGUUUUGUCUUCCUUAGUCCACUGAUAGUUUCAGGUCUCCUCUUACUAGUAGCAUCUCUCCCAACAUUGACAGUGUUAAAAUAACUACAGUGGAAGAUGAGUGACCCUCUCAGGACGAGGUCCUUUAGGCUUGAGUAGAAAGCUAGGUAAGCAUUGCUUUGCACCACCCAUAGGAUCUAAUCAAAACAAUGGACACUGACAGUUUGGAACUGUGUACUGAUGCUAUGCUGUUCUUUUCGCCUAGUAUAAUGUUCUUGUAACACAUGUAUAAAUUUGUCUUUGGCUGUGGUGUGAUGCUGAAUUGUCAGAAGAUUUAAUAUUUGCAUGCAUGCUCCAACAGAGCCUUUUGUGAAUGGAUGAGAUUUUUUGAAAACAUUUUUCAAACACAUUUUUGUUUUGUACAGGAAUUUGUGCAAGUGUUUUGUGCUUAAUUUGAUAUUCACGAUCAUGUUAUCUUAAUUCUGAUGAAAGUCAUGAUUGUGUCUAUUAAGACCUGGAACACACCUGUAACCUCACGGUGGAACGAGAGUUCCCUCCUGCAUUUACCCAAUCUUAAACAUCCUCACACAUUCUGUAAAGCUCUAGGAAGCUGCAACCAGUAACCCGGUUUUUAUUUUAUUUAUUGGAAGAAACUUUUGCACAGUCACAUACAUUUAGAAUACACAUUUAAAUCAGCUCUCAUUUCAUUGAAAUCCACAACUGAUGGAUCUAUAUGAAAGCCUCUAUUGUCAUAAUUCAAUGCAUAAACCAUCAGCAUAAAAUCUGAGACUAAGGUAGUUGUUGGAUCGCUUACCAAAUGUUGUGUACAGAUAAAUGUUUUAGUAUUCUCCCAAGAAAAUGCAGGAGGAUGAACAGCCUUGUCCCAACUGUAUAUAUGUAUGUAAACUCUGUAAGUGUCUAUAUGUCUGUUUUCACUAUAACCUAUGUCUAUAUACUUAAAUAAAAGGGUUUAUUAACUUA